AUGUCUGCAAAAUCCGUCCUCGAGGCCGACGGCAAGGCCAUCCUAAACUACCACCUCACCCGCGCCCCAGCAAUCACCCAGUCCACCCUCCCUCCUCCACCACACAAUGCCCCUCCAAAGCUUGCUUCCUUAUAUUUCCCAGAAGAUGUUGCUCCAGAGACCAUUCUUCAGACCGCAGAGGCUACACACCCAUGGCUUCUCGCUCCCGGUGCCAGAUUUGUUGCAAAGCCCGAUCAGCUCAUCAAGCGAAGGGGUAAGAGCGGUCUUUUGGCAUUGAACAAGACCUGGGAAGAUGCCAGGCAGUGGGUUUUGGAGAGAGCUGGAAAGCCGGUAAAGGUUGAGACCGUGACUGGAACAUUGAGACAAUUCCUUGUCGAGCCGUUUGUACCACACAAGCAGGAAGAAGAGUACUAUGUGAAUAUUCACAGUUUGAGAGAGGGUGAUUACAUUCUAUUCACACAUGAAGGAGGUGUCGAUGUCGGUGAUGUCGAUGCCAAAGCCAAGAAGAUCCUGAUCCCAGUCGAUUUGAAGGACGCUUCAAGAUAUCCCUCGAAUGAAGAAAUCGCAGCUGCUCUCCUCCCAGAUGUCCCAGAAUUCGUCCACAACGUUCUAGUAGAUUUCAUCAACCGUCUCUACGCCGUCUAUGUUGACUCUCAAUUCACCUACUUGGAAAUCAACCCAUUGGUUGUUAUCCCCAACGAGGAUGCUACUUCGGCCUCUGUCCACUUCCUAGAUCUAGCGGCCAAGAUUGAUCAGACUGCUGAGUUCGAGUGUGGUUCCAAAUGGGCCGUCGCAAGAGGUCCUGCUGCAUUAGGCAUCAACCCUGCGGUUCUUGGCGGUGGAAAGGUCGAUAUCGAUGCCGGUCCACCACUGGAGUUCCCAGCUCCAUUCGGACGUGAGCUAUCAAAGGAAGAAGCUUACAUUGCUGCCCUGGACGCCAAAACUGGUGCCUCCCUCAAGCUCACAGUCCUGAACUCCAACGGCCGUAUUUGGACUCUUGUAGCUGGUGGUGGUGCUUCUGUCGUCUAUGCUGACGCGAUCGCUGCCGCUGGCUUCGGUGAGGAUCUCGCCAACUAUGGUGAAUACUCCGGUGCCCCUACAGAAACCCAGACCUUCUACUACGCCCGCACAGUCAUCGACCUCCUCCUCCGCUCACCUAUGCGUGAGGAAGGCAAGGUUCUGUUCAUCGGUGGCGGUAUCGCCAACUUCACAAAUGUCGCAUCCACAUUCAAGGGUGUCAUCAGGGCGUUGCGAGAAUUCGCACCGCAGCUAGUUGACCACAAGACCAAGAUCUGGGUGCGAAGAGCCGGUCCUAACUACCAGGAAGGUUUGAAGAACAUUAAGGCCGCAGGAGAUGAGUUGAAGCUAGACAUCAAGGUCUACGGACCAGAGAUGGGUGUUGCAGAGAUUGUUCCGGUAGCAUUGCUUGGUGCUACCACCAAGGUCAAGGAAUACGGCGAGAUCUAA
Messenger RNA from Orbilia oligospora ATCC 24927, 1467 nucleotides. RefSeq lists its product as uncharacterized. The coding region runs from base 1 to 1467 and encodes 488 amino acids. The record is from RefSeq and is a predicted model, not a curated record. Lineage: Eukaryota; Fungi; Ascomycota; Orbiliomycetes; Orbiliales; Orbiliaceae. The transcript is spliced from 5 exons.